AUGCACGCCUAUCCUGGACAGACGUGGCGUUCGACGCCGCAGGUAGACUGCAUUGCGUCGCAGUCCAGUCUAUUCCAUGCUGAUCGACCUGUUGAUGCAUUUGAUGAUGCUCGGCAGCGCACGCAACAGCCCAUCGUAACAGGCACGUCCGUGCUGGGACUCACCUACCAGGACGGCGUGAUGCUGGCCACAGACACACUUGCGUCCUACGGAUCGCUGGCGAGGUUCAUGGAUAAUCAGCGUCUAACGCCAUUUGGAAGUCAUGUCGUGGUUGGUGCCAGCGGCGAUAUGAGCGACUGGCAGAACAUUCAGCACACACUCACGAAGCUGAUGGAGAAGGAGGACAUUCAAGGUGACGGACACAGCCUGACGCCCGAGCAGGUGUAUGCAUACCUCUCGCAUACCAUGUACGAGCGCCGGUCUAAGCUGGACCCAUAUUGGAAUGCCCUCGUGCUGGGUGGCUAUGAUGCCAGGGCCAACGCGCCCUUCCUCGGAUACGUCGACUUGCUCGGGACAACGUAUCAGAGCAGCACCAUUGCGACAGGAUUUGGUCUGCACCUCGCUCAGCCCAUGCUGCGCAAGGCCGUCGAGGGCCGCGAGUCACAGCUCACGGAAGAGGAGGCACGUGCGAUUCUCGAGCAAUGCAUGCGUGUUUUAUUCUACCGAGAUGCACGCAGUCUGAACCGAUUCCAGAUCGCCAAGAUCACCAAACAUGGUGUCCAUAUCACAGAGCCAUACAGCGUUUCGACGAGCUGGAGCUUUGGCGAAGGCCUCCGUGGCUAUGGCCCUCAGACCCAAUAG
This is a messenger RNA of Malassezia restricta, 801 nucleotides long. Its product is annotated as 20S proteasome subunit beta 7. Bases 1 to 801 code for a protein of 266 amino acids. NCBI's taxonomy places the organism in Eukaryota, Fungi, Basidiomycota, Malasseziomycetes, Malasseziales, Malasseziaceae. The record is from RefSeq and is a predicted model, not a curated record. The transcript has a single exon. Gene Ontology annotation, cellular component: proteasome core complex.